UUUAAGAUUUUUAUCGGUCUACCACAACAAGACUACCAAUAACUACUGGUAGUACACAAACUGGUGAACCGUUUCGGACUAUGGCAAUCAACUGAAAUGGGGUGAAGUUUGGUAGGAAAACGAAAAAAAGAAGAGAAAGAAGAAGAUUGCACUGCCAACAUAAGAUGGUCAUUGUGUGGUACCAUCAACUACUGCUAGUACUUCUGAUAUUUAUAGGAGCUGCCAAAGGAGCUCAGUACAUAGGUUCGGGAGCCUCCCAACCCAACCGAACGGAUGUUGUGUGGAUGGUUCCCUCUUGGACAUGUAAAAAUGAAUAUUCAAUUGAUGUAGAAAAGUAUGGAAUUCUGCAAAAUGAGGAUCAGCAUUUUGUUGGUGGAAAACAGUUUGCAAUUUUUUAUGAGCACAGUUUUGGAAAGAUUCCAUACUUCAAGGCUCAGAAUGAAAGUGAUCCAAAGAACGGAGGGCUACCCCAGAUGGGGGAUCUCGAAGCUCACUUGAUUCAGGCUGAAAAGGAUAUCAAUGAAACUAUUCCAGAUGAGAAUUUCAACGGAAUUGCUGUCAUUGACAUUGAGGAGUUCAGACCUAUGUGGGAGCUCAGUUGGGGUCCAUUUUCGGUCUACAAAACUGAAUCAAUUCGUCUCACCCGUCAGCAACAUCCCUAUUGGUCAACAAAACAAAUUGAAUGGCAAGCUGAAAGAGAUUAUGAGAAAGCUUGUCAAAAGUUUUUUAUCGAGACUCUUCGACUUGGAAAACGUCUUCGACCAAAUGCAAAAUGGGGAUAUUAUUUGUUUCCAAAAUGCAAUGGAGAUGUUGGACAAAAGUCGGACACUGAUUGUUCUACAUUAUUUCAAAAGUUUAACGAUAAUCUACACUGGCUAUGGGGAGAAAGUACCGCUCUAUUCCCAUCAAUUUACCUGUAUCCUUCUCAAAAGCAAAACCCGGAAUAUAAUUUUGUCAAUUCAGGAGCUUUAAUAACAGAAACAAAACGGAUAAAAAGAAACUAUUGCCCAAGUUGUGAGAUACAUGUUUUUACAAAAAUUGAAUAUAAUCCAUAUUAUACACCAGAUGAUUUCUAUUCCAAGCAAAAUCUUGCCAGCACAUUGGAUCUUGCCAUAAAAAUGAACGCGAACAGUGUUGUGAUUUGGAGUACAUCUCAAUCGAUCGGAAGUCGUUGUGGAUCACUUCAGACUUAUGUAGAUAACACAUUGGGUCCGUAUCUUCAAUUAACAGACCGAAAUUUGGACAAAUGUCGCAUGGAGAGAUGUGAAGGGCGUGGGGAAUGCUAUUUACCACGACCGAAAACAAAUCCAGCUAUCUAUAACUUUGCCUGCCGCUGUGAACGUCCAUAUUUCGGAAAAAGCUGUGAAUACCGUGGCCGUCGAAUGGGUGUAUCAAUGCCAAAAGCUUCUCAAACUCCUCAAGUCAUUCCAGAUGUCACUGCCUACUUCUCAACAUCUUCCAAUGGAACUAAAAAAUAUAAUGCUCCAAAUCAGUUCUAUUCAAGAACCGGCGGAGACAUUAAAUUAGCAAGGAAGUUGUAAUAAUAAUAGUGAACAAAAUUUUGGAUCAAGCUUUAUUUGCCAUUUUGACUUUGAGAAUACUUUAAUAAAAUAAUUUUAUUUAUU
Molecule: messenger RNA, 1625 nt
Organism: Caenorhabditis elegans
Lineage: Eukaryota; Metazoa; Nematoda; Chromadorea; Rhabditida; Rhabditidae
Gene: chhy-1
Product: Chondroitin hydrolase
Exons: 10
Coding region: 165-1541 (458 amino acids)
Biological process (GO): carbohydrate metabolic process
Molecular function (GO): hyalurononglucosaminidase activity; hexosaminidase activity
Source: RefSeq, marked reviewed